Molecule: messenger RNA, 2544 nt
Organism: Amoebophrya sp. A25
Lineage: Eukaryota; Dinophyceae; Syndiniales; Amoebophryaceae
Source: the annotation of a GenBank genome assembly
GUGCAAAUGAAGAACAUACCGUCUCCGAGUUGACUAAGCUGCCUUCUACUGCAGGGUGAAACAGAGAUGGCAGUGAGCUUUGAAGCCAUGAGAGAGCUGGCGGACGGUAGGAGUGGAGACGCCACAGGAGCUGGCGCCCCAUUUAGUGGAGGACAUUGGACGGGAGUGCUUGUGACACUGUUUUUGGACUUGAUCACUUUUGCGAUUUCUUUUUAUGAAACAGUUGUUGAGUACUAGAGAGGUCUUGUUUAUAUUGACUCCUCGACUUCAUCACUUUCGCAGUUCUUGAAAGGGGUUUUUGUUUUAGAAGGUAGUGCACUGCUAACUGAAUAAGACUUCAGGUUCAGUGAGUUUCUACCUGUGUACUAUUUUUCAAUUACAUUUCCAAGAAGGGAUCCAUCGAUCUUAGUACUUUUUCGCCAUCCCCUCGCCUAUCUUGUCCUCAGCUAUUUUCCUUGUAACGCGACAUCAUCUCUUGGAACCUUGUCUAAUCUUUCGUUAUUUUCCUCGUAACACGACGUCACCGAUGGGACGCGACUCCAGAUCUCAAGAAUGCAGGGACGAGUUCUGUGGGCCGUCCGACGACCCAGCAUGCUUUCUCAAGCAGCUUUAGAAGUACACGUGGGACUAGACAAACGAAAACGAGGCCAAGCUUCAAAGAUGAAGACUUUUAUACUUCACGUCCUCCACGAAGUCGCGGCUUGGAUGCGCCAGAACUGGAUCACUUGAUGCUCAGCUCUCGAUCGGGCGCGACGCCACUUAUGGGAAAGGGGUACUCAUAGACGCACGAGAAGGCAAGUGCAAGUAGGUGAGCAGGGGACUAGGACUAUAUCCUGGAGGUGGCUAGUAGAAAAGUAGGAGCCACACUAGUAUCUAGUACACACCUUAAAACAGGACAACGAGAGUGCACCGCAACUCUUAGGCACUAGUAGAAAAGACCAUUUGAACGAAGUUAGAUUGAGUAAAAAAAUCAUUUUCGUUUAAGUACUGGAAGAUUGUCAUUAGGAUUUGUUUUGAGAUUUUUCGUUUCAUAUUUCGUAUCGCACAUGUAGGAAAUACCAUUUGAGUCAGAUUUGAGUAGUUGUAGUAAAAUAGUUCUCGAUUACGAACUUUAGAGUUUGUCCUAAGAGUGUCAUUAGAAUUUGUCUUGAAGUUUUUCUUUCAUAUCUCGUACUGGAGGCGUGUCCUUUGGUGGACGUGACUCGAUUUCCGUAAACGAAUUACUGUUACAUCGUAAGCGGAGUGUGUCGCGUGAGCCUCGACUGGAGGGAUUGGAUCUUAGGGCUAAGGCUUGAGAAAAUCCACCUUUCCUAGUAUCUUGGCCCUAUGUUGGAGUAGUUUACAAGCUGUAAAAUACUAACAUGCUGAUCGAUCCUGCUCCUUUGAAGGGAAAAAGUAACCGAGAUGCUGGGCGAGAUGGACUUAGGUCUAAUAGGGGAACGUCAGAAGAUCAUAGGCGAACAGAGGAAAGGCGAGCGGCUCCUUUGCUAACAGAGGAGGAGCGAAUGACCUAUAAAAGCGAUCUGGAUGCAGCAAGCGAAACCUAUCCGAGAGUUACGGCGGGAGUGUCUCAAGUAGAGUAUAAAAAGCGCAUCACGCCACACGACAAGGCCCUCGCCUACUCUCAGUAUUGAAUAGAUCGUGUUGCAGUCCGUUAUCAGUAGCUAGAUCUCGUGCGCGUGCUUGAUAUGUUGUUGAAAAACCAUCAAGGCUUUCCAGUGGAUCAUGCCACUAGAUGAAGACAAGGCCCACGCACUAAAGUGGAACUUUCAAAGGGAGGCAUGGCAGACGAUGGAGAGGACUCCAGCGGCACCAGUGCAGAGAGUAAGCGGCUGGCUUUUUCGAAUCGCAGUAUCGUUAUGGGCAGUUUUUUACUCGAUCUACAUGAAAGGUAGUUGACGAGGUCGAGGUAGGUUGUUUUAGAGGGAUAUUGGAUAGAGGUAAAGCUUGGCACUGAAGUAGAAGAGGUGGAAUCGGAGUUAGGGCAUGGAUUCGAACGAGAAAUGGUGAAGGGUGAGUUUGGAUAUUUUCAAGCUAACAAACCAGUACAGACUGCGGAACAAAACUCCACUAGAUGAUACUACUUCUAUGAUAGAUUGUAGAGCUUCUUGUGACACAUGAUUGAGGUGGACACUAUUAGCAGAACCCUCUCGACUAAGGCUUGUGCAGCCACAUACUACGACGACAAUACAGCGAGCUAAUAUUGCCUACUAGGAGCGCAGGGCUUGAUCGCGUUGCUUGGUGUAGUAUGUGCCGCGUCUUAAUCAAGAUCGUUGGCAGUACUACGCGUCUACCUAAAUGUUACCGACCGUGAUUAGUCUAUACCCACCUAGUGACCGGUCCUAUUUUGAAAUAAUGUACUAGCGUGCCUUGCUUCUAAAGUGUCCAGUCCUCUGCUAUCCUAAUUCCAUCCUGAUAUGUGCCUAGACUUUUACUUAGUAGCGUGUACAGAAGAAAGUUCUUUUUCUUACCAACAUCAAGCGGCGUGCCUUCUUCUAAAUCCACACGCUCAGAAAUGUGGGAUGUAGUCGGAGCAGACACCGC